Messenger RNA from Rattus norvegicus (Norway rat), 3192 nucleotides. It is a transcript of the gene Dusp12, whose product is annotated as dual specificity phosphatase 12. Gene Ontology annotation, molecular function: phosphoprotein phosphatase activity; phosphatase activity; protein serine/threonine phosphatase activity. The record is from RefSeq and is a predicted model, not a curated record. NCBI's taxonomy places the organism in Eukaryota, Metazoa, Chordata, Mammalia, Rodentia, Muridae. Gene Ontology annotation, cellular component: nucleus; nucleoplasm; cytoplasm.
CUGUAAAAACACGAGAUUUAUUGAUAGGAACCAGUGCACUAGGGUCGAGACUUGUAUCCUACACAGAGACAGAGGAGUUUGACCCAGAGUGGCUGGGAGAAGAGGUAUUUAAAGGAAGAAACCACAACCCAAGGGGGUAGGGAGGGCGUCAUUGAAAAAUGUUGAGAAUGCAGUGAAAAAUCACAAGGAGAAGCUUCCUGUUUCUCAAGAUUUUUUAACUUUAUGGUCCGCCAGUUCCUGGGAGAAGCUUCCUGUUUCUCAAGAUUGUUCUUUUUUUUUUUUUUUUUUCUUUUCUUUUUUUUCGGAGCUGGGGACCGAACCCAGGGCCUUGCGCUUCCUAGGCAAGCGCUCUACCGCUGAGCUAAAUCCCCAACCCGAGUUCUUUAAGAUUUUAAUUUAACUUUAUGGUCAGCUAGUUCCUGUGAGAGAGUUGCUGAACCGGCUGGUGUAAUUGCAGUUCCAAGGCCUGACCAGUUUCUUUCUUCUGCUCUAAACUUUCGUCUAGUGGGGCAACCUUAAAACUACUUUUCACUUGUACCCCUAAAAAGUAUGAAAACUGCUUGUUAUAGCCAUUCGGGGUCACCUUCUAGUCACUGGCCAUGAGGGGCUGAUUGAAGGUCGACCCCAACACGACAAAAAAAUAAACCUCUUGUGUUUGCAUCUAACUCUGUUCUCCUGUCUCACUUGAGGGGAAGUGAAGACUCACUUUGAGCCUUACAAUAUAAAGGCAAACAUUUAAUUGGGGGCUGGCUUACAGUUUCAGAGGUUCAGUCCGUUAUCAUGUUGGAAGCACGGCAGCUUCCAGGCAGACGUGCUGGAGGAACCUAGAGGAGCAGCAGCUAUUCUUCACAGGCAUCCUGAAGGAGCGACUCUUCUGCAUGGGCAGAGCUUGAACACUAGGGGCUCUCAAAGCCCACCUCCACAGUGACGCACUUCCUCCAACAAGGCCACAGCUCCUAAUAGUGUCACUUCCCAUGGGCUAAGCAUAUUCAAACCAGUACAGCGAUCUAGGAUCAUGGUUCUUGGUACCCAAGCAAAGUUCAGUAUGGGUUCUAUCUCGUGUAGUGGGUUUUAAAUCAGAUCAGAUACUGGCUGGUUCCUGCCACCAUUGCACUAGCGUAUCUUGCAGGCAGGACACCAUUGUAGAUCAAAGGGUUUGAGGCUGGGCUGGUGUUCAGAUUUCUCCUUUGGUAGCGUGUGGAGUACCUUCCUGCACCAAAGACACUCGUAUAUGUGGGUGAAGGCUCUCUGAAGGAAGAAGUUCAGCUUCUCCAUGUCUAGUGAGUUAUGUAGGUGUUGUCUUCAGGAUUGGGGUCUUGCCAUCAGUUGGUGGAGAGCAGCCUAAGGUCUUGGCAACAGUUUGAGUGGGUUUGGGGUGGGGGUGAGGGUGGGUUCCAUGAGACUCCAUUGACCAACAACUCAAUUAGAUGUCGACCAAUCCUGACACUGGAAGCUUCAUUUGGUGACAAGAGAUGUCCAGUUGGAGAGUCUGUCUCCCCCAUUAUUUGGACAUUUCAUUUAGAUUGCCUUCAUAUAUGUUUAUUUUAGGAAGCUCUACCAUAUUAGGUUUUCAUGCCCCCCCCCUUAAUUUUAGCUGUCUGUCCCUGCUUUUCUCUUCCCUUUCCCAUUGGAUCCUUCUGUUCUAGCCGCCCCUCAAUCCAGCAUAACUAUCUAUUAUUCUAUUUACCUUUCCUAGGGAGAUCUAUCUUUCCUCCCUGGUCUGUACUUAAGCUCUGUACUUAAGCUCUGAGGUUCUAUAUAUUGCAGCUUGGUUAUCAUUGACCUAACAGCUAAUAUCCACAUAUAAACUUAUACAUACCAGAUUUGUCUUUCUGGGUCCUCACUCAGAGUGAUUUUUUUCCCCCUAGCUUUAUCCAUUUACCUGUGAAUUUCUUCUUCUUCUUCUUCUUCUUCUUCUUCUUCUUCUUCUUCUUCUUCUUCUUCUUCUUCUUCUUCUUCUUCUUCUUCUUUUUUUUAAUGGUUGAGUAACACCUUAUGGUGUAAAACGCACCACAUUUUCUUUAUCCAAUCUUCUGUUGUGACACAUCUAGGUUUCCGAUUUCUGAUUAGGAAGCAUCAAUGGACAACAUGGUUGGGCAAGUGUCUAUCUUGAGGUAGAUUCCCAUCCUCCUGAGGAACUUCCGAGCUGAUUUCCAUAGUGACUGUACAAGUUUGCGAACCCACCAGUAAUGGAUGAAUGGAGACUUCAUUUUCUGCCUUGGACUUUAGAGGCUUGGGUGGAAAGGCUGCUCUAAAAGGAGCUUACUUAGCACACAGUCCCAGCAAGCCUCACAUCACCUUCCCCAGAAUCAGUCAUUUUCCCUAUUGCCGUGGUCCUCCCAUGGCGCUACCGAGCGGCUGGAGUUAGUCCGACACCGGAGCUGGUUACUCUAGCCGGUGACUUGGUGGCGGGCAGAGGCUGCUUGGCUUCCUGGCGCCGCCAUGUUGGAAGUACAGAGCUCUAACCAUGGCUGCGAGCGUCAGGCUCCGACUACCAGCCCCGCCAGCUCGGCAGGGCACGCGGUGGAAGUGCGGCCCGGGCUGUAUCUGGGUGGGGCGGCGGCAGUGGCUGGACCGGACUACCUGAGGGAGGCGGGCAUCACCGCCGUGCUGACGGUGGACUCGGAACCGGCUUUCCCGGCCGGGGCUGGUUUCGAAGGUCUCCAGAGCCUCUUCGUGCCCGCGCUGGACAAACCCGAGACCGACCUGCUCAGUCACUUGGAUCGGUGCGUGGCUUUCAUCGGCCAGGCUCGCUCCGAAGGCCGUGCGGUGUUGGUGCACUGUCAUGCAGGAGUCAGCCGCAGUGUUGCUGUAGUGACGGCUUUCAUAAUGAAGACCGAACAGCUUACCUUUGAAAAAGCCUAUGAAAACCUCCAGACCAUCAAGCCAGAGGCUAAGAUGAAUGAGGGGUUCGAGUGGCAACUGAAGCUCUAUGAGGCGAUGGGACACGAAGUCCAUACCUCCAGUGCCGUUUACAAGCAGUACCGUUUGCAAAAGGUGACUGAGAAGUAUCCAGAACUUCGGAAUUUGCCUCGAGAACUCUUUGCUGUCGACCCAACUACCGUUUCACAAGGAUUAAAAGAUGACAUCCUCUACAAAUGUAGAAAGUGCAGCUUCUUUGCCCAAAAUGCAGUGCCAAGUUGGGUUCCUUUAACUGGUAUGGUGAACAGUGCUCGUGUGGCCGAUGGAUAA